Molecule: messenger RNA, 1954 nt
Organism: Elaeis guineensis (African oil palm)
Lineage: Eukaryota; Viridiplantae; Streptophyta; Magnoliopsida; Arecales; Arecaceae
Biological process (GO): protein phosphorylation
Molecular function (GO): ATP binding; protein serine/threonine kinase activity
Source: RefSeq, a predicted model, not a curated record
UACGGGGACGCCGCUCUCCGGCAAUCGUGCCAUAAGGGUUUUUAUGGGGGUUCACGCGAAGGAAGAGGCUGCCGUCGUCGUUUCCGCCAUGGAAGGCCGAGAGGAAGGACGAGUAGAAGAAGAGCUAGAAGAAGAAGAGGAAGAAGAGGAGUCGUGGUCGUCGGAUUCGGAGGUGGGAGAGGCUUUGGACUGGCUGGACUCGAGGGAGGGUCCGGAAGGCGAUGGCACCUCGGCCGCCUUCUCCCUCGCCUCCUCCCGGCGUCCCAACGCCCACGGCGGCAUCCUCGCUCGCCCCCUCCAGCCCCUUUCCAACCGCAACCAGAAGUACACCUCCCACAUCCGCGCCAGCCCUCUAGAGGAGUGGGAAGGGAGGAUGAAUGUGGGCAUGUCAAACACAGUAACGACUGCAAUUAGGGAGAGCGUUCGUGAGAUGGCCAUUGGGAGAACCAAGAAUACAGAGAAAGCUGAUCGAGCCACCGUCGAGCAGGCUAUUGACCCAAGAACUCGCAUGGUUUUGUUCAAAAUGCUGAAUCGUGGAGUCUUUCAUGAUAUUAAUGGCUGCAUCUCUACUGGGAAAGAAGCAAAUGUUUAUCAUGCGACUAAAGCUGAUGGUCAGGAAUUGGCAAUCAAAGUGUACAAAACUUCUGUUCUUGUUUUUAAGGACAGAGAUCGUUAUGUACAAGGGGACUACCGUUUCAGACAUGGUUACUGCAAGCACAACCCUAGGAAGAUGGUGAAGACUUGGGCAGAGAAAGAAAUGAGAAAUCUUUUGCGGGUAAAAGCAGCAGGAAUCAGGUGUCCAACACCGCUACUCUUAAGGCUUCAUGUUUUGGUCAUGGAGUUCAUUGGGAAGUCAGGUUGGGCUGCACCACGACUGAAGGAUGCUGCUUUGUCUGAAGACAAGUUGCGUGAAAGUUAUGUGGAGAUUAUUACAAUAAUGCGGGCACUGUACCAAAAGUGUAAAUUGGUACAUGGAGACCUCAGUGAAUACAAUAUACUCUAUUUUGAGGGUCACUUGUACAUUAUUGAUGUUUCGCAAGCAGUAGACCUUGAUCAUCCUUGUGCACUAGACUUUUUAAAAGAAGACUGUGUCCAUGUUUCAGAUUUCUUUAAAAAGCGUGGAGUUGCUGUAAUGACAGUUAAGGAGCUAUUUGAUUUUGUGAUUGAUCAAUCCAUUGCUGAUGAAGAUGUGGAUGACUAUCUGGAUAAGGUUCAGAAAAACGUUGUGGAAAGAGGGCAGACGGUUGCUUAUGAUGAUGAAAUUGCACCAACCGUGUUUGUCCAGACAGUAGAUUAUGUAAAGAAGUGCGAGGAGGAUCUUGUUCAGAUGGCAAUGCUCUCACGUCCAUCAUUUACUUAUGAGCCAACAGCAGAAAAGAUUUAUGACCAACCCCUACUAGGAUUCAUACAGACUAGAAGUGAAAGUGCCCUACAGCAACAGCAGGAUGCAACAAAAACUGAGACCUCCUCGAAGUCUUCAGAGGAUUUGCAGACAAAGUGUUCUUUGGAGGACAAAACUGCUGAAAUAGACACAGAUGAUGACAGUUCUGUUACUAGCUCCGAUAAAGAUGGAUCUGCAUCCGAGCCUGAGAUAAAGAUGGGUCCUGCGGAGAAGAGAGCUGCUCGGAAAGAACAUAAGAAGAAAGUGAAAGAAGAGAAAAGGGAGGCUCGCAAGACAAAGAUCCCUAAGGCUGAGAAGAAGAGGAGGAAGAAAUUGGCCAAAGCUAAGUGCAGCAGAUAGCAUUUUCUCUCUGACAUACGCAUGAUUUUGUUUCCAUGCGAUUAAUUGUAACUAUGUUGAGGGUUUUUUAUUUUUCCCUACAAUUUAUAUUUGCCCUUUCCGAGGGGACAAAACUUAAAGUGUGUCAAAGAUACUGAAUUGUUUUAUUCAUGUCUAGAGUUUGUAGAGCCAGUGAUGGCAAAAAAUGGUUUCACUGAUAUUAUUUGUUCUGCA